UAUCCAAUCAGAGCGCGAGCAUGAUGUUGUCCUAACUGACGUGUCGCACUCGGUUUUUUUUUGUCUUAUUGAGGAAUAACAGCUUCUUCUUCUUCUUCUUCUUUCUUCUAACCAGGUUGUUUAUUAUUAUCAAACAAAACGCGCAACAAUGUCAGAGCCGAGCAAGCAGGACAUCUCUGCUAUUUUCAAGCGGCUCCGCUCGGUUCCGACGAACAAGGUUUGCUUUGACUGCUCGGUUAAAAACCCCAGCUGGGCCAGCAUCACCUACGGCGUAUUCCUGUGUAUAGACUGCUCUGGGACACACAGGUCUCUUGGCGUGCACCUGUCCUUUAUCAGGUCCACCGAGCUGGAUUUUAAUUGGUCGUGGUUUCAGCUGAGAUCUAUGCAAGUCGGAGGAAACGCGAGUGCGAUUGCAUUUUUCAGUCAACAUGGCUGCACAACCAACACGGCCAAUGCCAAGUACAACAGCCGAGCCGCUCAGCUGUACAGAGAGAAGAUAAAGACUUUAGCCACGCAAGCCACCAGACGCCACGGCACUGAGCUGUGGCUCGACAGUCAGGCUCCUCUCUCUCCGACAUCGCCAGGCGACAAGCAGGUGGAUUUCUUCAGUCUGCAUUCACAGGCUCCUCCUGAUGAUCUGAACAUGGCCAAAAUGAGUCUCAGCUCCUCAGCAUCAGAGAAACCGUCAACCGAGGAAAAAGAGGAAGACAAAAACGGUAAUCCAGAGGAGGGUCCCAGUGUGGAAAUGCUGAGUGUUUCUCCAAAAGCAAAUCCAGAUGUUUCCUCUCUACUUAAGAAGAAACCAGUGGCUGCCAAGAAAACUUUGGCCUCUAAGAAGGGUGGACUGGGCGCUCAGAAGGUCAGCAGCAAGAGCUUCUCAGAGCUGGAGAAGAAGGCUCAAGCUGCCGACAAGCUCCGGGAGAACGUAGAUGCUGGCAAGAAGAGUUUUGAACCUGAGGAGUCCAUCGCCCCAUCCCUGCGACUGGCCUGUAAAGAUCUCGAGCAGCAGAGGAAAAUGGAGGAGAAGAAGUUGAAGGGUUUAGAGGGGAAGAAGAAGGAGCAAGCUGAGAGACUGGGCAUGGGUCUAGGCAUGAGGAGCGGAGUGUCUCACUCUGUCACGUCGGACAUGCACAUCAUCCAGCAGGAGAAUCCAACAGGGACAAAGUCCACCAAAGGACGACGGUUCACUGAGGACAACGAUGAUGAUGCGUCCUUCAGCUCCAGGGUCAUGACCCGGUAUGAUGAUCAAGUAGAAACCUCCGAUAAUUUCUCCUCCCGGUGGGAUGACAGAGGUGAUGGAGGAGGCUGGAUGAAGGAGAGCAAGAAGCCGGAGCCAGACUUCUUCAUAACCAGCAUGUCAUCGCUGAGUGACAAGUCCACAUCCAGAAGAAAACCAGAACCGGUCACGGACACGGGAGAAGCUCGGUCAAAGUUUGGAGACGUGAAAGCCAUCUCCUCUGACAUGUACUUUGGAAAACAAGAUAACUCUGAGUACGAGGCCAAAACACAACUGGAAAGAUUUGCUGGGAGCUCCUCGAUAAGCUCAGCAGAUCUCUUUGAUGAUCCAAAGAAACAGACCGCGAGUUCGUACCGUCUGACCAACGUGCUGCCCAGCGCUCCUGACAUGUCCCAGCUCAGACUUGGAGUGCGCUCAGUCGCGGGGAAACUCUCCGUCAUGGCCAGCGGCGUAGUUAGCUCAAUUCAGGAUCACUACAGUACCUGAGUCACGGUGUGUCUCCUCGUGGAUUCAGCACGCUCUCAGUCGUCCUCUGUUUAACAGAUAAGUUUCAGAUCAUGGGGAGAGAAAUUAGUCAAAGUGUACCCCCAAAAUAACGCCUGUAUACAUCUAUAUCUAGUUUUUUUAUUGGAUAAUGUAUAUACAAGAGAAUCAAGAUGAUGGGAGCACAAUAUUCAGAGGAAUUAUGUUCCCCUGCAGACAUCUUCAAGGGAGAUUUAUGUGUAUAGUUUAGUCAUGAAGAAUAGUUUGCGGUUUAUUACUUUUUUUGCUUUGAGGUUUGGGGAUUUAAAUAUUACAAAUGCUGUAUGUAGCAAUUUAAGAAGGUUUAUGGUGUUAUGAAGGGAGGAUUUGCUUUUUCAUUCCUUUAGUUGAUGAGGUCAAAAAAUGAAAUGUAAGCGGUAAUUCAGUUUUUAUUUCAUACUCUCGCUCAUCACAUGCACUCUGUACUGUGGUGUUUUGCUUUUUGCUUUUUUUUUUUUUUUCUUGGAAGUGUCCUUUCCAGUCUCCCCAAAGUGCACUUAUGUUAGCUCUUCCACAGACAGGACCAAAACCUGAUAAAGAGGCCAUGGGGGACCAGACAUUUAGUUUCUUAAUCGCAUACAUUAGGAGCUGUGUAGGUUUGAAAUUGGCCUCAUUAGCACAUAAGCUUCAUUAUCUGGAGAACACUUUUGUUUUUCGUAGGCCGUGCAAGAAGGCACGAAGCCUGAGCGGCUAUUAAAGAGUUUAAGCUUAAUGCAAAAGUUCAACAUUUCGGGAUAUAUGCCAGUUAGAUGAGGAGAUCGAUCCCAAUCUCAAAUCUGUCCGUUCAGCAUGAAGCUGUAGCGAGCCGCUGGACAGCCAGGCACUGAAGGUGUCGAUGUGGAUUUUGUUGUAGCUGUCGCAGGUUUCUAAAGAGCUGCUUUGAGUCCAUUACUUUUAAAAAAAAGCAGAUCGGCAAUCAACAUUCGAACGAGUUGCACUACGCGUUUAUGUUCUGUGGGAUUUUCUCAAUCCAGUUGCUUCGAUUUUUUUAGUCACUUUAAGACGACGUAAUAGAUAAAUAUGGUCAAUAAUGUAACCUGUAGAUGAAAUGAAUUUAGAGGGGUGUCUUUUGGUUAUUUUUUGUAGCUGCUUUCUGUUGGAGGUUGUGUUUUAGACGUCUUUGUUGACUCUACACUGCCCCCUUUUUGAUAUUUAAUUUAAAGUUGAAGGCCAGAAGUUGCUGAUGCGGUGGGACCUCUUUGUAGCUUUAAGGCCUCACCGUACAGCAACAAACUUCACAACAAACAAUCCCUUUAAAGCCUUUAAAGUUCUUUUUUUUUGUUGUUGUUGCUUUAACCGACUGCCAAGGUUCCAGAUCUUUAAUUUUUCAAGUCAAAGAUAACAGAGCUAGUAAUUGGGCACAAGUAGCACUACACGUGAUGCUGUAUUUGACAUUUAAAAGCAAUAGAAGAGCAGCUUGAUAUCCGAACUACGGCUUGUGCUUUAGCAUUUAGAUCUAGUUUGCCAUGAUGCUAAAAAAAAAAAAGCUACUUCAGAUAUUGAAUCGUGCAGUUAAGGGACGACUGAUCGGGAACAGGAUGAUUACAUUACUGAGCAAUUUCUGUACUGUUUAAGCUUCUCAGGAGUUUGAGUUGUCAAAUAUGAAACGCUAAAAGAAGAGGGCGAGGUGAACGUUGUAGAUGACCAAAUAUUUGUUUACUCCAUCACUCUAUGCCUUAGUCCAAAGAUCUCCGAUUAACGCUCGCCCUCGUAUUGCAAUAUCGUGGAGUCCUCUGGUUACCCCUUCCUUGCACAUAAUUUGUUAGAAAAAUUGCACGUGGCAGCUUUUGCUUGAAUGUACCGUACUGCAAUUUGAACAUUUGCGUCCAUGUUAGACUUUUUUUGUAUUUUGUUUUUUUGAUCUUUGUAAGAUUGUUUGUUCGUGUCUUUUCCUGUUUUAAAUAUUGUUAAUUGUUACAGAAGAAUGGUAGCUCGUGUCAUUUGCAUGGAAGACAACAAAGCUGGAAUCCGACCAUUAAAUAAUAACUGUUGAAAAUAAAAAAAUAUAAAAGAUGUACACUUAGGUUGAGACCUGCGACGUACAAUGUCGUAUAGAGCUUUGAAUUACCAUUUAUAGAAAAGCUACUGAUAAUCAAGUUUUGACUUAUUUUGACACUCUGUAAGAUUUUUGGAAACAUGCCAAAUAAAUGGCCUGUGCUUAA
Messenger RNA from Larimichthys crocea (large yellow croaker), 3921 nucleotides. It is a transcript of the gene arfgap3, whose product is annotated as ADP-ribosylation factor GTPase activating protein 3. The coding region runs from base 149 to 1723 and encodes 524 amino acids. The transcript is spliced from 16 exons. The record is from RefSeq and is a predicted model, not a curated record. Gene Ontology annotation, molecular function: GTPase activator activity. Gene Ontology annotation, biological process: COPI coating of Golgi vesicle. Lineage: Eukaryota; Metazoa; Chordata; Actinopteri; Sciaenidae.